AUUCUCUACCAUGUCCCCUAAGUGUGUUGGUUCCUUUAAUAAGUGUGUGCGCCCUAUACAACUCUGCCUUUGCAGCUAAGAUUUUUUUAAAUGGACUACAACUGGCUGGCACCGACCUUCCCAAGCCAAUAAAGGUAUUGACAUGGGCGACUAUUCUUAAAGUGGGGACGGAGCUUCUGGAGGGGGAACAGCACGUUGGCCAAUAACGCCCCGACUUAUGAUGUCAUCGGAGGAGGAGACAGAGUUCGGUCUAUACGCAGAUAAGCUCCUGAAGAAAACGAAAAGAACUAGACAGCGAGUGGACGCGGGCGAACCACGUAACAGUUACUCCUCGAUCCCGAACUUCAGUUCGAGACCGAGCUUCCUCAAUACCGGUAACAAUCUUUACGGCGCGAUUUUUACCCAACAGCAACACUUCGGCCUCUUCGGGCCCGGCUUCGCGCCCGCAAAGAUGCUCAACGAACUUCUUGCGGGCCGACAAAAGGUCUCCGACGGUUCGGCGGCCGACGGUGACGACGCCAUGGCCAAGUUCGACCCCGUCGCGAUGCGCUGCGCCGACGGUGCCAGUCCGCCUUCAUCGGAACAACUCGCGCACCACAUGUUACGCGACAUCCUCCAGGGUCGCAAGCACGAGCUUCUUGUCGGACAGGAGCACCUCAUCAAUAACAACAACAACAACAACAACAACGACACCAAGGCAGAGGUGGAGCGUGGCGAUGUCGAUUCGGUCAAUACGAUGCAAGAGUGCCUCGCCGAUGGUGACCGACAGCAGUCCGAUUUGAUGGAAGAAGCGCUGAACGGUAUGGAUACUGAUUCGUUACCGUCACCGAAAGUCGAACCCCAAAGUCCCGCGAAACCGGAGGACGCGAAGAAGGCGCGAGUGGAAAAUAUAGUGUCGGGAAUGAGAUCUAGUCCUGCACCUCUUCAAGUGAACGGUUGUAAGAAACGCAAGCUGUACCAGCCCCAGCAGCACGACAGUACGGCAGAACGUUACAUUGACGACGACGACGAAGAAACGGAACCUCUAAGGCAGAAGCAGGUAGAAAAAAACGCUCUCAAAUCGCAACUGAGGACCAUGCAAGAGCAACUGGCGGAAAUGCAACAGAAAUACGUGCAACUGUGUACGCGGAUGGAGCAGAAUUCUGACGACAGUCCCGACGUAGAAGAGAUACCUAGUGACAGUGAACAAAGCAAACGAUCUCCGCCGGUGUCUCCGGCGAGAUCGUCACCUACACCGACUCAGCAACAGCAGCAACCACCACCGCCACCCGCACCGACUCUUUCACAACAAGUUAGCAAACUGAAAAUUAGCUCUCAAACGCCACAUUUCCAUAACGGAAUGUUGCACGACCAUCAACAAUUAAAUAACGCGGCCGCCAUGUAUUUGGGCGUUAGUCACAAGUUCCUAUUAGAGCAAGAAGCUCGUAUGGCCAAGGAAGCUGCAGCAGCGUCGGCUGCAGCAGUCUCCGAGGUCCCGCAAUCGAACCCACAACCGCCCACAUCAAAGCCCGACAACAUUGCGGACCGUUUGAACAUGAUAAAGAGCAACGUGACACCCACAGGUACCGAUUUGGAAGGUUUGGCGGACGCACUCAAAACUGAAAUCACUGCCUCCUUGUCAAACCUUAUCGACACCAUCGUCACCAGAUUUAUCCAUCAGCGAAAGUUAAAACAGAACGAGAUCGCUAGCGUGGAACAGCAAAUCGUCAAGGAAUCAUCGGUGGCUGCGAUGCAGUUGUUAGAUAGGAAAUCGCCAAAGAGCAGAGUGCUAGAAAGGCCGCAGGCACCACCACCUCAAUCUAAUAAUCAAAUGGUAAAUGGAAAUGCCAAUUUUCAUCCAAUGAUUCCAGCUCAUUGUAUUAAUAGUCAACCCCCAAAAACGAACGAACUUCAUAUAAGACCACCAAUGUUUCAGCAACCCAAACCUCCCGGUAUCAAUCACAUGCCGCUCUACGGAAUGAACCAUCCCUUUUGUGUUGCCAAACAGUCAGAGAACAGCGAGCAGAACGAAGCGUUAAGUUUGGUCGUUACGCCGAAAAAGAAGCGGCACAAAGUUACCGAUACGCGAAUCACACCUAGGACAGUGAGCCGAAUCCUUGGACAGGACGGUAUGGGAAUGUCACCUGCAUCUAUGGAACCGACGCCCUGUACAUCUCCGAGGCCUCCACCGUAUCCCCAGCCGCCCCCUCCGAUGCUACCCGUCUCAUUGCCUACGUCUGUCGCUAUUCCCAACCCCGGACUUCACGAAUCCCAAGUGUUCUCCCCGUACAGCCCGUUUUUCCACGGACCAAGCCAUGGACAUCACAUGGCCAUGCAGGCUUCCUCGUCGCCCCCAAGGAUGCAUAAAAUGGAAAGAGAAUCGCCCCCAAUCCAUCAUCCCCCCACACUCCUUCACCCCGCUCUUCUGGCUGCAGCCCAACAUGGAGGUUCUCCAGACUAUGGUCAUAUGAGAGCACCCUCGGGAGGUAUGAAUAUGGACAACGGCGAUCGGAAUUCCGACUGCAACUCUGGAGGAGACAUCUCUUACGACGGAAUGCAGCCUACUAUAUCCUUUAUAUACAAAAAACAUGUUUCCUUAACGUCUGAGCACUCGUCAACAUUGACACCCAUGCAUCUCAGGAAAGCCAAGCUGAUGUUCUUCUGGGUCCGGUAUCCAAGUUCAGCGGUUCUAAAAAUGUACUUCCCAGAUAUAAAGUUCAAUAAGAACAAUACUGCCCAGCUUGUCAAGUGGUUCUCUAACUUCAGGGAAUUUUACUACAUUCAAAUGGAGAAAUACGCUAGGCAAGCAGUGUCAGAGGGGGUGAAAAAUGCCGAAGACCUGCAUGUUGGUGGCGACUCCGAGCUGUACCGGGUGUUGAACCUCCAUUAUAACCGUAACAAUCACAUCGAGGUAUGGGGUUUUCAGGUUCCUUCAACGUUCAGGUUCGUGGUAGAGCAAACCCUUCGCGAAUUCUUCAAAGCAAUUCAAGAAGGCCGUGACUCGGAACAAUCUUGGAAAAAGUCAAUUUACAAGAUCAUCUCCAGGAUGGACGAUCCCGUCCCCGAGUACUUUAAAUCUCCAAAUUUCCUGGAGCAGCUCGAGUAAACUGAAAUGCCGCCGUCGUUCCCAUUAAUUAUUAAUAAAAUUAAUAAUAAUAAUAAUAAUGAUAAUAAAAAAAAAAAAACAAAAAUUAAUUAAAACAAAAAACCGGUUACCUCGCGGUAAUACAGGUACCUGUCUGUGGUAAGUCCGUUGCUAAGACCGUUCUAAUGACUAUCGACUGUCGCUGUGUUUAUGAAACACCAUAGGAUGUUAAUAGAAACUGAUGCUCAGGUUAUGGUGGUUAUAUGUUAACCAACGAAUCGGUGACGCGUUGUCAAGGCAACGCUUAUUGUUUAUCUUUUUUAUCGGGUAUAGAUACGAAUCGUGUCGAGGAUGCCCAGACAUCAUCUUCGAUUCGAUUCGAAACUAUUGUUACUACUAUAAAUAACUUAUAAUAAUAUUGUAUAUCUAAGUUGGCAGAAGACUAUAUUUCACUGCUCGAACAGUGAAGAAUAUCGCAAACAAAAAAAAAAUAUAUCUAAAUAACAAUAAUAAUCGAUUAACAACGGUUGAUAGCCGAUGCCAGUCAGUUUACCUGAUACAAUUUAUACAUUUUACCGAUGACAAAGCAUCUCAAGUUCUCAGUUCGUUUUCUCGCCAGAAGUCAGCAAGUUAAAUAUCUGCACCCCGUUGAUGGUUUUCCGUUUCCAUUUUUAAUCGUGUUGUUAUUAUUCAAUUGAUUCAACUUCAAUCAAUUCAGAAACACAAAACGCGCUCGCCUCUGUAAACUGUAUCUAAGUAUAUUUAUUUCGAUGUUUUUUGUACCUUGUAAAUACGAAGCGUUGUAUAUAGAAACCUAUAGAUGAUUGUCUUUAUUGCUAUUUUUAUUUAUUAUUUUUAUUAUUAUUACAAUUAUUACCGAAUAGCUAUAGGAAAUAAACCAAAGUAAUUAUUAACUAGUCGCGAAUUGAAUUCGACGUUUCUAAACUUGUUUAAAUUUCAAAUUAUAAUUUCACUAUAUUUCAGAACUUUUCUAUAUACAAAUAUCGUAUAAACAGUCUGCUAUUACACACAUUUUCAUUUAAUACAAUAGACCAAACAAAUUUGUCAUGCAACUCCAAUAAACUGUUUUAAUAUCUCUGCUGUGCUCCUAAAAAAGUUCUGAAAUUUAGUAAAUUUACAUAAUUCUUUAUGCACUCUUCUCUUUUCUUUAUAUCUACAUAAAAUGGUAGAUUUAAAGAUAAGAAAAACGUGACACCAGAAAAACUGUGGUUUACUGCAUUAUUAUUUUUUAUAUUAAGUAGGCCCUUUUAAAACAAUGCAUUUAGUUUGCAUGCCCUGUUUAUGUUACAAAAAUAAAAAACGCUUAUUAAUUCGAUUAUUUGGUAACGAUAAUAAUUGAUUAUCGGUUCAUUUGUGCAUGACGCCGCCUGCUUGAUAUAGAAACACGUGAUGUACCUAUAUAUGUUUAGCCAAGUUUAAUUAAUUUAUUAUUUUUUUCCUUUAGCGUAAUUAUUUCACUUUGCACUUUAUGCCUUAGUUUGUCACGGUCUCGCAAUACAGUGUGAGGGAACUAGUCAAUAAAUAAUUUUAAUUUAUGUGUCUUUUCUGUGCUUCUUGUGUAUGUGUUGCCAGUUAGUAGUGCAACAGUUUACAGGGCGUUCCUAUUCUAUAAGAAAUACAUUCUUGUACAUAACAUUCCAUUAUUACACCCGACGCAUCUUCAGGACGUGAUUACCUUCGUAACUGUUUGUUGUAUUUGUUAUCGAUAGGUCCCAAGAUUUUGUAAUUGCCUGAAAAGAAUAAUGUGAUUUAACUGUUCCUAUUGAAAAAAAAAAAACUGCCUAAAUUUUACAAGACUGCAGUUCUAUAUUUUUUAAUUUCAUUUUGUUCGACGUUAAGAGAUUUUGUUGCUUUUCAAAAUUGAUCUUUUGGAUUUUUAUGCGACUUGAGUUUAGAUUUUGUUUGUCUUGGGACGAAUAGUAUAAAUAAUGAAAAAUGGAGUAAGAAGAUCCGUUUGAAGUUAAGAAAAGUCGACGUGUCUAUAUCAAAAUACAUGUUAUUUUUAAAAAUGCUUUACAUUACAAAAACCAAACGAAUCAGUUUUUUUUUUAAUAUAUUUAAGUACGUAGUUUUUCUUUUAUAGUUAUUUUUUUGUUGAAUUAUUUUUUUUUUCGGAAAUACUUUUGAGUAAGUUUGCUUCAAACGGUGAAAAAGUUGACGGAAGUGGUAUGUUGGACCUGCUCCUUCAAAACCGCUCUGUGUUAUUGUAAAUGAACAAUGAACUUGUAAAUAUUCUAUAACCACUACGCAAUAGCAGCAUAAUUAGAUAUAGUUCAAUAAAACGUGUUGGUGUUUUCGUUUAGUAUCUACAUAUCCAUAAAAUAGCGGAGCAGGCCAAACAAAUUAGAAACGUAAAAGGAAAAUGAAACGAAGAAUGUGGUUUGAUUAUAUAGUGUCUAUUUAUCGAAGGGAAACAUAGAAGAAAUCACGUUCUUUAGCGGUUCUUUUUUUAUAACGGACUAAUUUCGCAGAUUUAACUUGACCUGUGAAAAGGCCGCGACGACGAAAUCUGCCGCGUUCGGAGAUGAGCGGACGAAUUGUCGCGGUUUGGUUUUCGCAGGUGGCAUAAGACCUCAAAAUUACUCUUGGAUUUGACAGUUCAAACCAUUUCGUUUAGAAGACAGACACUGGUGGCUCUUUCGCAGCAAAACAGAUAAACAUAACAAAAAAAGAAAUUGCAUAACUACAGAUACGGCCAAAGUUGCACUCGAUCCAAAAUCGUACACGAUAAAAUAAUCCGUGCUGAUAUUAAUUGCUGAUGGUGGUGGCACCAUGACGCGUACUCCCAAACCAACACAUUAAAAAACAAAAAGAAAAAAAUACAUUACCCGAAUUGUCGAAGACGAUUCAAACAGAUGAAUUCAGAAAAGACCUGAACAAGGUCCUGGAGGUACUACAUUCUUUCUGGGUGAGACUGUAAAGUAAUUUUUGAGGUCAAUCCAAGAAUCUCCCUAGUGGGGCCCAAUAGCAUAGUUUAUCCUCAGUCUUAGGUAGGAAUUCUAACAAACCUUUCAGUAAUAAUUCGUUUCUACUCACAUGUUUGGCAUGAUGUUGACGUCUUUGAGUUUAUGCUGUCUUUUUGUACAACACGUUUGGUUGCGAAUUUUCAGUUUGACAUGCACACACAUAUACAAAAUACGUGAACUUCAGCGGCGAUGGAACGCAAUCUGUCCAACCCCAAUACGUACGUGCGUACGUAUUUCUCUAUACGACGGUGGCAGAUUGAGUUCUACAUUCAGUAUAAUACGUAUAAAAACAGCAAACAAAAGAAAUAAACCCGGUUUUCAGUUACAGGAUCGCAUUUCGCAGGCUUCAAAAAACACACAAAAACAAAACACCGUUCGGAAAACGUUUUGGUCACCGGUUCAAAAAAAAAUCUAAAAAAUUCAUAUAGAUAUCACGAAAAAAGUACAAGCUUGUUUUAAGCACCUCUGCGCCUUAAAUUUAAAGUUCGAAG
Agrilus planipennis (emerald ash borer) is the source of this 6542-nucleotide messenger RNA. RefSeq names its product homeobox protein prospero-like. The record is from RefSeq and is a predicted model, not a curated record. Lineage: Eukaryota; Metazoa; Arthropoda; Insecta; Coleoptera; Buprestidae. Gene Ontology annotation, biological process: regulation of transcription by RNA polymerase II. The transcript is spliced from 8 exons. Gene Ontology annotation, molecular function: DNA-binding transcription factor activity, RNA polymerase II-specific; RNA polymerase II cis-regulatory region sequence-specific DNA binding. Gene Ontology annotation, cellular component: nucleus. The coding region runs from base 218 to 3085 and encodes 955 amino acids.